AUGCGCGUUGAAUCUAGACUUUUGACUUCGUAUACCAGUCACAAGAUAAGGGUAUGUAACGACAGAGAUGAGAUAAAGCUUGCGAGAAUGCACUUUGGACGCAAGGCUGAACGUGAUUAUAAGUACUUUGUGUUCGUUCGAAGGGACUUCCCCGCUCGCCGAGAGAAUGAGGGAACAAGGAGGGAGCUUGAAGCUGAAGAGAUAGACUAG
Messenger RNA from Coprinopsis cinerea okayama7#130, 210 nucleotides. RefSeq lists its product as hypothetical. The record is from RefSeq and is a predicted model, not a curated record. Bases 1 to 210 code for a protein of 69 amino acids. Lineage: Eukaryota; Fungi; Basidiomycota; Agaricomycetes; Agaricales; Psathyrellaceae. The transcript is spliced from 2 exons.